Molecule: messenger RNA, 1323 nt
Organism: Filobasidium floriforme
Lineage: Eukaryota; Fungi; Basidiomycota; Tremellomycetes; Filobasidiales; Filobasidiaceae
Product: NADP-dependent oxidoreductase domain-containing protein
Exons: 6
Coding region: 77-1063 (328 amino acids)
Cellular component (GO): cytoplasm
Source: RefSeq, a predicted model, not a curated record
CGGGUCUGCGGAACGUAUCGUCUCGCUUCAUCGUGAUUUUCCCACAUCACCCAACCCACUCGCACAUAGUCCAAAAAUGGUCACUACCGUCCCCUUUGUAGACAUUCAAGUCGCGGUUCCCGGUUUUGGCGCUAUGGGCAUGUCCCAAAGUUACGGCGCAGCCGAUGACGAAGAAUCUCUCAAGACCCUAGCCAAGGCUGUCGAACUAGGCUGCACUUUCUGGGAUUCUGCUGCAAUCUACGGGUCGGGGCAUAACGAGCGCUUGAUCGGAAGAUUCUUCAAGGAGAACGAGGGCGCAAGGGAGAAGGUCUUCAUCGCCUCCAAAUGCGGUAUCGAAUUUACCGCAGACGGACCUACUGGCCGAAUAGACAACUCUGCACAACAUAUCAAGUCGUACCUCCAGGCUUCCACCGAGAGACUGGGUACCGUUCCCGACUUGUACUACAUCCACCGCAUCGAACCGGGCCGAGACCUGACCGAGUCUAUUGGCGCGCUUGAUGAAGCGAGAAAGGCGGGCAAGUGCAGGUAUAUCGGCUUGAGUGAAUGCUCGGCCGAGACCUUGCGAAAGGCUUGUAGUAUUGCCAAGAUUGAUGCGCUCCAGAUCGAAUACUCGCCCUGGUUCACGGACCCAGAGCAGAACGGAUUGAUCGACACAGCCAAGGAGUUCGGAGUAAAGGUUAUCGCCUACUCCCCGCUCGGCAAAGGGGUCCUGACCGGCCAAUUCACCAAACCUAGCGAUUUCGCGGAGGGUGACAUCAGAAAGACCAUCCCUAGAUUCCAAGAGAAACAUAUGGAGAGCAACUUGAGGAUCGUGCGCGAGUUCGAGGUGUUGGCCAAGAAGAAAGGAUGCACGUCGGGACAGAUGGCGCUCGCCUGGGUCAUCUCGCAGGGCGCGAUCCCGAUCCCCGGGACAAGGUCGAGUACCAGGUUGGAAGAGAAUUUCGGCGCCACGGACGUUACGCUCGACGAGGAAGACUUGAAAGCUCUCAGGCAGUUGGUGGAAGAGGCGAAACCUCAGGGGGCCAGGUACAACGAGGCUCAGUUGAAACUCGUUGGCAGGUGAUUUAGGUGCCAAAGUUCAGAGUACCGAUCGCCGACAUGGUGCGUUACACCGAAACGCGGUUUGGAGCCUAUGUCAAGCAAUUGUAGUUCUUACGAAAGAUCUGUUGUAUUCAUCAAGUUAGUGAAUGGAUGUUGUUGCCGCUUCGAUAGAACGCCAACUAACCGUCACAGUUUCGAGAUUAGCAAGCGAGGUUUCGCAUUACUAUGACACAGGCCUCACAGUCGGUACAGUUCGUGUGUUGCUUUCCAUUCCUUCGCUUC